Messenger RNA from Xiphophorus couchianus (Monterrey platyfish), 3138 nucleotides. RefSeq names its product FA complementation group B (gene fancb). The record is from RefSeq and is a predicted model, not a curated record. NCBI's taxonomy places the organism in Eukaryota, Metazoa, Chordata, Actinopteri, Cyprinodontiformes, Poeciliidae. Bases 293 to 2821 code for a protein of 842 amino acids. The transcript has 9 exons. Gene Ontology annotation, cellular component: Fanconi anaemia nuclear complex. Gene Ontology annotation, biological process: replication-born double-strand break repair via sister chromatid exchange; interstrand cross-link repair; positive regulation of double-strand break repair via homologous recombination.
AAUGAAAAUAAUGCCAAAGGGCAAUUACAAAUCUGCUGAUUUCACAAGUUAACUUAAAACAUGAUUUUUAUCCCCAAAAUAUUUUAGCAUCCAUGAUUUCUAAAACUUCUCAUCUACAAAUGACAAUAAAAAUGGCUAAAAAAAAAAAACUUCAGACUGCUAACUCUAACAAGUCGGAAGCUAACUUCAAUAUACAUUCAGCAUAUAGUUAUUGCUUUAUUUUCAGCUGCUCUGCCACGAAAGUAACCGGCUCCAACUUGAAGGGAGCGAACCCGACAGGAAUCCUCACAUAAUGGAGAAGUUGUCAUCGGAUGAUUCGAAUCGAAAAGUCCACGGCCUCUCACACGGUGGCAAGAUAAUCCUAUUCGCCUGCAAACGUGAUCCAGCCGUGAAUGUAAGCGAAAGAGGCGGCCUGACGUUCCGCAGUUUCUACUUUGAACGUGAAGGCAACGCGUUCCUGAAUGCAACAGAGGGAGCAACUGCAAUCAGUAGGAAACUGUCAGCUCAUGUGGACAUUGUGACGUGUAAAUGCGCAGUAGAUGUUCAGAAAAGGGUUAAAACUGCGUUCGUUUUGGUGACAAAGAAGAGUGAGAAGGGAGGCAGCUUUAAGUACAGCCUACUGGCACUAAGAAGCUCACACCGGCUGGAGCCCUGCAUUGAGUUCAAGCUCCCCUACCAAAUGAAGGGUAAGGUGUGCAUCCUUCAGGGUCCCACAGUGCUGUGGAGCCAUGACAACAGUGUGUCUUAUACAUCCCCUCUGGCAGAAGGCGUGCAAAAAAUCCCCAUUCAAAUGUCAAAAUGUCUUUUUGGAGAACUUCCCAUCCAGAAAGGGCAGCUUUUUGCUCUUGGACUUUCAGAACCACUUCUAGCUAAUCAUUCCCCUACACUUGGCUAUUUGUUUGAGGGUGGACACGCGUUUGAUGGCUCUCUGAUUUUACCACAUCCCUACAUUUCCAUCACACAGUGCAUGCGGGUUCUCACUGCUGACAGAGUAGAUGACGUGCUGAGAUGUUCUGUUAUUGCUGCAACUUCAAGUAAGCAGCUUGUGCUUUUUGAAAACGGGACUGUAAAAGACACAUGCGAGGUUCCCUUUGGGCAGGUGGAAGACAUUCAGAUGGUUGACACAGGAAGAAACGGAUGUCUGUUUGUUGUAUCCUUUAAACAGGGCCAUGUUUGUGCUGUAUGGAAGGAAACAUUUCAGAUAGCCUCCUGUUGGUCAGAUGUCGACUCCACACAUGUGGAUGAUUUCCUUGGAUGUGGAACAGAACAGAUUCUGUUGAUCUUUAGAAAUAAAGGAAUAUCCAGCGGGCCACUGGAAAAAUUUCUCAUCACUGACCUUUGUGGUAUUUCUUACUCUUGUGGUCAAGGCUCUGAAGUACCGAAGGCAAGUCCACCUCCUCAGGAAAACUCACUUCUCACUCUUCAGGCUUUGGAAUCCAGAUUACAGAGUGGAUUGAUUGUCCUUCAAGAGCUUGAAAGAGAAGUGAGAGUGAAGGACAGAGUUCUACAACAAUCAAUCCAAGUCCUCACUGAUGUGCUUUCAGGAAGGGAGACUGUUCUCAGCCAGCCGGAGCAGGAAGGCCUUGUUGCCCUGUGGGACAGUGAUGAAGAGUCCAAUGAUGAGACUCUGGAUGACAAGUCGCAUGAAUCGCCAGCGCUGUCUUCCAGACCUAAAAUUGACAAGCUGUGGCAUCGCAUCACUGAGGAGCAGCUGGUUGUUGGACUGAUACUAACCGCUGACAGUGGCAUACCAGCGAGCGGUGUGAGCUUAUCCCUCCUGACAGAGCCGGGCCAGAACUCGACGCCUGCAGUAAUCCAGACCCGGAGCCAAGUGUUCUGGCUGCCUGCGUGCGGCCCCUCGACACCAACACUCUCCUCCCCAUCGUCUGGCUUUACGUUCUCUGAGCCCGCAGCCAAAAGAAGCAGGCAGCACAUCGCCAGCGACGAUUUCAGUGGAUGCAGACUGGCUGUGACUGCAGUGACCAAGCUGGCACCUCUUCUGACCUCUGGCUGUGUCAAGUGCCAUGCCAUGCUUCAUUACGUGGAGAAAGCGGAGGCUGUUUUCCCUGGGAGCAGCCCAACAACAGCUGUACUCCAUUGUGGGGAAGUUUCAUUAGACAUUCAUGAUCUUUGCCAGAAGCCGCUUCUGCAAAACCCUCAAAUAAAAACAGAUGAGGUUAGAGAAGACCUUCUGAGUCUGUUGACAGUUCUGGAUAAUUGGGUUUUGCGCAUAGACUCUCCAGAUUAUAGCCUAGGUGACAUAGAUGGCUGGAUCAAGAGGAGAGAGGGUUUUAAAAAGAUAAACGUGAGUCCUGAAUAUCUACUUUUAGAUUCUCCAGGAUCUUCAGCUCCAAUGCUGCUGCGCUGGCAUCAGAUAAACCCUUUCCAAGGGGAUUUAUCCAUCCACAGCAGCCAAUUACAAAUGCUCCAGUUCUUGGACUCCAUGCUGUCGUACCUCCCUGAUUCCUGCUUCCUCCAACCUGUCAAGCGCGCAAGAAGUCAGAGCACGGCUCAAAAAUUAGCUUCUGCUCUAGAGAAAGAGGUGCUGUCACUCAGAGAGGGCUUAUCCUCACUUCUGUGUGUCAAAGAUGAAGAAGAGAGAAACAAGGGGCACACUGAACAUUGUGAAAUCCCUGACUCUGGUUCUGCUGAGGAUCUCAUUAGGUGUUGUAGGGAGGUGUGGCAGCAGAACGUGGAGAAGAGCCGGUUGAGGCUGAACCCCGUGGUGGAUGCCGGGAGGUAUCGUGAGAUGAUCCAAAGUAUUUCACAAGUCAAGAUGGAAUCAGAUUUGGCCGCUCUGCGUCAGCUGUAUCAAUCAUAGAGACGGUUUCCUGUUGUUGCCCUUUUGUCCACUUCAAAACCCCAACUCUAAUAAACACAGAUAUAACAGAUUUUUUUGUGCUUGGACUGGUCAUUAAAAAAGGAGAUGAUGCUUCAGAGCUACUGUGAAUCUUCACUGAUAUCUUGACUACUUGACUUGUGUGAUAAGCUCCAAGUCUUUAAGGUUGGAAAGCCUCCAUGCCAUCACCCUAAUCUUCUGCUCUCUCCUCUGAUUCUUAAGUUGGGACCCUGGCUGAACCACUCCAGAAUGUUAAUGUCAAUCCAGUUGGGAAAAAAACAAACGUGUUGGUAAAAAGG